This is a messenger RNA of Etheostoma cragini (Arkansas darter), 937 nucleotides long. RefSeq names its product olfactory receptor 2A14-like. Bases 1 to 927 code for a protein of 308 amino acids. The record is from RefSeq and is a predicted model, not a curated record. NCBI's taxonomy places the organism in Eukaryota, Metazoa, Chordata, Actinopteri, Perciformes, Percidae. Gene Ontology annotation, molecular function: olfactory receptor activity; G protein-coupled receptor activity. Gene Ontology annotation, biological process: G protein-coupled receptor signaling pathway. Gene Ontology annotation, cellular component: membrane. The transcript has a single exon.
AUGAAAAACUCUACUCAGGUUUCAUAUUUCAUUCUUGUAGCAUACUUUAAUAUCGGGCUCUUUAAAUACUUACUGUUUGUGAUCAUGAUGUGUUUUUAUGUUUUAAUUAUCUGUGCCAAUGUGUUGCUGAUUGUGGUUAUCUGUGUGAACAGGAGCUUACAUGAACCUAUGUACCUUUUUCUGGUCAGCCUGUUUGUAAAUGAACUGUAUGGUAGUACAGGGUUGUUUCCAUUCCUUCUGGUUCAGAUCCUCUCUGACAUUCACACUGUUUCUGCUCCCUUCUGCUUCCUGCAGAUUUUCUGCUUGUAUACUUAUGCAGCUAUACAAUUUAUUAAUUUAUCCAUCAUGUCUUAUGACAGAUAUCUAGCUAUCUGUUAUCCUCUGCAGUAUAACACACGUAUGAAAUCUAACAAGGUUGUUCUGCUUAUUGCUCUGACAUGGUUAUUUCCAUUGAUUGAAACUGCUGUCCCGAUAUUUAUAAGUUCCUCUUUACAGCUGUGUGGAAACACUAUUGACAAAGUUUACUGUAACAACUAUUAUGUUGUGAAACUGGCCUGCUCUGAGACUACUGUGAACAACAUUUAUGGACUCUUUAGCACUUGUCUUUUUGUCUUUGUUCCUCUCCUUUUAAUCCUCUACACCUACAUGAGGAUCCUUAAAGUGUGUUUUUCUGGUUCUAAGCAGACGAGACAGAAAGCUGUCAGUACCUGCACACCCCACCUCGCUUCUCUCAUCAACUUCUCUUUUGGUUCUUUCUUUGAAAUAGUUCAGAGCAGGUUUAAUAUGAGCAGUUUUCCUGUGAUGUUGCGGAUUUUCAUGUCACUAUACUUUCUGACCUGCCAACCGAUCUUUAACCCUUUAAUAUAUGGACUGCAAAUGACUAAAAUACGGAGCUCAUGUAAAAGUCUGAUCUUUGGUAAAAUGUAGACUGAUGUUA